Messenger RNA from Erigeron canadensis, 1302 nucleotides. RefSeq lists its product as uncharacterized. NCBI's taxonomy places the organism in Eukaryota, Viridiplantae, Streptophyta, Magnoliopsida, Asterales, Asteraceae. Gene Ontology annotation, molecular function: zinc ion binding; nucleic acid binding. The record is from RefSeq and is a predicted model, not a curated record. The coding region runs from base 1 to 1302 and encodes 433 amino acids. The transcript has 4 exons.
AUGACUUAUGUUCCCACCCUUGUGAAUCAACGUGACUUUGGUUACAUGUCUGUUCCUCCAAAAUUUAAACCCAAAGACUUUGGAACUCCAGGAGCCACACCUGAAGCUCCUGAGAUUGUAACUGAUCUAGUAAAACCAGAGGUUCAAUGGACUGAUGAUGAGCGUAAGCUGGUCAAUCUUGACUCCAAACUUAAGAACAUGAUUGUCACCACUCUCCUUACUGACAUCAUGAAGCUCAUCAUUAAAUAUCCCUCUUCAAAAGAAAUUUGGGAUAUACUGUGCAGCAUGUACGAAGGUUCUGUUGACACAAUCAAGACCAAGAAAAUAGACCUUAAACGGGCCUAUGAAAACUUCUUUUCCCUUCCUGAUGAAAGUCUCAACAGCACUUAUACCCGGUUAAAAAGGUUGCUGAAUGACAUAACAAAUGUUGGCAUAACUCAUGAUAACUUUGAAGUGUGCCACAAAUUCAUUGAUAGUCUACCUCUUAAAUGGCAGAAUUUGAGGCAAAUCCUUCGCACCACAACGCAGAUUCAAGAGUAUGAUCUUGAGGAACUCUUUGGUGUUCUUCAACUUGAAGAAAAGGUUUUGGCUCAAAAUAUACGAGCUGCUGCUGAUGCUCUUAGACAUGUUGGUCCCUCUUCUUCUUCUUCUUCUUCUUCCAGCAUACCUGCUUAUUCUGUCACUAACCCUCUUGCACUAGUCUCUGCUGAGCCCAUCAAUCUCAAUGAUGGUGCCAGCACCUCUAAUCUUCCUGCUCCUAUUCAGUCUCUUGUUGACGAGCUUGAUGUUGAUGAAAAACAAGAGAUGUUUAGUAACUUCAUGGAUUUUGCCCUCCUUGAUGGAAAGAAAUAUUCCAGAAAAUGGAACAAUCGUAAGUCGAUUGCUUCCUUUAAACCUCCUGUUGACAAAUCACAGGAGGAAUGCUGGAGGUGUGGCAGAAAAGGCCAUUACCAAAAGAAGUGCAAGAGGAAGUCAAAAAUACUAGCAAAAGGGCUGGUGGCUGAAGAACAUGAUUGGGCUGACUCUGAUGAGUCUGAUGAUGAAGAGUAUGUGGAUGCAAUGUGCUUGAUGGCACUUGCUGAUGGUGAUGCACUGACAAAAGACCAAGUCUCCUCUAGUCAAUGGGUGAAUGUCACUGUCAAAAAGGUAAAAAUAAAGAUUGAACAAGAAUUGGUAAAGAAACGGAUCAAAAACAAGUCAAACGGAAAAGAAAAUCAAAACUGCACUAAAGGACAAAACAGGAAGGACCUCGAUAGAGGGAUCCUGACCUCGUUAGAGGAGGACCUCGACAGAGGGAGGUAG